Molecule: messenger RNA, 2796 nt
Organism: Ostreobium quekettii
Lineage: Eukaryota; Viridiplantae; Chlorophyta; Ulvophyceae; Bryopsidales; Ostreobiaceae
Source: the annotation of a GenBank genome assembly
AUGGAGGGCUUCGCCACGGACGGCGGUUACGCCGAUGCGCCGACCUACGCCUACCCGUCCGAAUCCGAGGCAGCGCAGCAGCCGCCGCUUCCCGCGGGGCCGAUCCAGCCCGAGCCGGCCACAGGGCAGGCCGCUCCGGUGGGAGUUCCGCCGGCGCGGGGCGGCGAUGGCGAUCCGAGCUUUCAAAAUGGCGGCUGGUGGCCUAGGCAGGAGGGGACGGUAUCCUGUGGCGCUGAAAUUGAGAACGGGAUAGGCAGUUUGGUUCCGGGGGAGGGAGGCCCGGUGACAGCGCAUGGCGAGGGAUGCGACCCGAACACGGAGGCUGGAGGCGGAGCCUGCGCCGGUGGACCGGUGCAGGCGGGUGGAUAUGCCGAUCAGCAAGUGCAAGGGGCCGGUGGGGCGUGGAGUUACGGCCAGGCGCAGGGCGUGGGGCAGGAGAGCAAUGGAGCUGCACAGGCGGGGUAUGAGGCGUAUGGGAACCCGGGGUGGGGACAGGAGGCGCUGGAGGGCCAGAGGGCGCCGUGGGAGCAGACUCAGAAUCAGAUGGGGUCGGGUGUGCCGGGCGGGUGUCCUGAGCCCGGCGCGGAGGCUCCGGCUCCCACGAGGAAGAGAAGGAACAGAUGGGGCCCCGUGGAGGCCGAGGCGGCGCCCUGCAGCGAUCCUGGGGACGGUGCAGGCAAGACGAAGAAGCGGAGGAGCCGGUGGGAGACGAACGAUGAUGCGGCUGGGGCGGGUGCCCUGACGGUGGUGCCCAAGUUUCCAAAGGAACUGACUCUGCCAGGCGGCAUCAGGGUGACUCUGCCUCCUCACCUUACCGGUGAGCCUAUCCACACUGACCCUGAGCUCAGGGACUUGCAUGAGGAACUUGCAGAUGUGAGCCGCAAGAUUCUCAACAACGAGGUGGAUUUGCCUCCAGAGCAUGAGCGCUCUCCCUCACCAGAGCCUGUCUAUGACAAGAUGGGCAUUCGGCUGAACACAAGGGAGGUUCGCUAUAGGGAGAGGCUGAUUGCGAGAAAGAGUGAGCUGAUUGAGGAACUUAUUAAGAAGGACAGCAAUUACAAGGCGCCUGCAGAUUACAAACCCCAGAAGAAGUCUGCCAAGAUCUACAUCCCUCAGAAGGACUUCCCUGGGUAUAAUUUUAUUGGGCUGAUCAUUGGCCCCCGUGGCAACACCCAGAAGAGGAUGCAGAAGGAAACAAACACGAAGAUUGCCAUCCGUGGCAGGGGCUCUGUGAAGGAAGGAGCGGCCAGAGACCCAAAGUAUGACUAUGGCGAGGAUGAGGAGCUCCAUGUACUGAUUACUGGGGACAAGCAGGAGGAUGUCGAUCAGGCAGCCAACAUGAUUGAGAAGCUGCUCCAGCCUGUGGACGAAGAGCGGAACGAGCACAAGCGCAUGCAGCUGAGGGAGCUCGCGGCUUUGAAUGGCACGCUCAAGGAUGACCAGACCUGCUACCUGUGUGGCAACUCAGGCCAUCGGUCGUACGAGUGCCCGAAGAAGGCGUUGGACCUCUACAAGCUGCCUACCCACAUCCAAGAGAAGGUGGAUGAGCAGUACCAGAAGGACGUUGCUCGAGUGAGGCCAGAGGAGGCUGGCAAGUUGGACAACGAGUACAAGUCGUUCCUGAUGGAGCUUGGUGGCGGCCCACAGCCAGACCCCAUGAGUGGUGGACCGGGGCCCAUGGUCAGCAGCAGGGAUGACCCAGCAGCCAGGAUGAAGCGGCCUGGAGAUGACAUGCCAGAUGAUUGCAAACUGUACGUCGGCAAUCUGGCGACGAGUUUCAGCGACAGCAUGCUCAGGCAGCUGUUCGACCCCUUUGGUGAGGUCAUGCAUGCCACAGUGUUGAUGGACCUAUCGACGGGGACGAGCAGGGGCUACGGCUUUGUUCACUUCACCAACAACAUGGACUCAAGGCAUGCAGCAGAGGAGAUGAAUGGCAAGCUCGUGGACGGACGCCCCCUUGUGGUGCGGCUCCGCUCCGAGGGGCCGCCGACACAGAAGCCCAAGUACGGGGUGCAGGAGCCGGACGACUGCAAGUUGUACGUCGCACACCUGCCCCUCACUGUCAACGAGUUGACCCUUCGGAAACUCUUUGAGCCAUACGGCCAAGUGGGAGAGGUCAAGCUGAUCACAGACCGUGUGACAGGUCAGGUGAAGGGCUACGGCUUUGUCAACAUGGCUUCACCCCAGUCGGCACAGGCUGCCAUCCAGGGCCUUAAUGGGUACCGACUGGAGGGCAAGACACUGACGGUUCGCAUCGCAGGGCAACGUCCACCCCAAGGCCCUGCUCCGAUGGCCACUUCUGCCAAUGCCACAGUCAUGGGCGCAAGGCCACAGCUUCCCAAUCGGGGUCCGCUGCCGAUGGUGUACUCGCUGGGACAGACGGCCCCGCCCGCCCCUGCUCCUGUGCCCAUGGCCUACCCGCCAGCCCACCCAAUGGUGCCUGUGGCCUCGAGGCCACAGCCCAUGGUCCCGAUGGCCCGCAUGACGCACCUCCCCCCUGGCGGUGUGGUGGCACCCCAACCUGGGAUGGCUCCUGUGUAUGCUCCCCACGCAGUGCCCCACGGCCACUACCCCCCGCCCCAAGCUCAGGUGCCGCCCCCGGGCUACGCCAUGCCUCAGCAGUACGGCCAGCCGACCUACAGCAUCCCGCCACCACUGCCUCAAGCCGGGAGGGAACCGCCGCCGCCGCCGCCGAGCGGCCCCCCUCCCAACAUCCCCCCUCCUCCGCCGGAGGGCAAUGUGCAGAGCGAGUACGAGAGGUUCAUGCAGGAGAUGCAGGGAGGAUUGCCAUCAUGA